Molecule: messenger RNA, 653 nt
Organism: Centruroides sculpturatus (bark scorpion)
Lineage: Eukaryota; Metazoa; Arthropoda; Arachnida; Scorpiones; Buthidae
Product: cytochrome P450 4C1-like
Exons: 3
Molecular function (GO): oxidoreductase activity, acting on paired donors, with incorporation or reduction of molecular oxygen; heme binding; monooxygenase activity
Source: RefSeq, a predicted model, not a curated record
GAAACACUUAGGAUUUAUCCUCCGGUACCAUUCAUAUUGAGAAAAAAUCCUUCCGAUAUGAAAGUAGGUAAUUAUAUCUUGCCAGCAAAUUCGUCUCUUGCAGUAAACAUUUAUGGAAUUCAUCAUAAUCCAACGGUGUUUGAAAAUCCCGAAGUGUUCGAUCCGGAUCGAUUUCUACCAGAAAACUGCGAGAAACGUCAUCCCUUUGCAUUUGUGCCGUUCUCUGCCGGUCCACGCAAUUGCAUAGGUCAAAGAUUCGCCAUGAUGGAGAUGAAAACAGUUUUAGCGAAUGUUAUUCGUCAUUUUCGAGUGAAGUCUUUGGACCAUAGAGAUAAGAUUUUCGAAUCCGGUGAUGUCAUUCUUUGUCCUAAAUUCGGUAUAAGAAUGACUAUCGAAAAACGAUGAAAAACGGAGAUAUUUUGUUUCAGAAAAGAGAAAAUCCAUAAAUUGCAAACCAGUUGUUCAUAGUUCAAUGUUUCAUGUAUUCCAGGUUGUUAUCAAUAUGAUAAUCCGCGUAGGGUAAGAGUGGACAUGAUCAGCCUAAGCAGGAAGGCUCUAUGUUAAAUAAAAGGAAUGGAAUACGAUCUGUAAACGUUUACAUGUAUUUUUGAUCUCUUUUAGCUGUUUUGUUUUUUACAUUAUUAAAAGGUUUU